AUGAUGGCUGCAACGCCGUCGUUCAUCAGAGCGGUGCCUGAGGAGGCAGAGCUUCUGUACAUCGCGCCGGAGAGCCUCUUUGAUGACAUAGUCAGGGCUGAGGCGGACAGAAUUUCUCGUCCGGAGAACGUGCGGAACCGUAUUGUGUACGACAGCGUUGGUGACCCAAACCAGAUUGAGCCCACAGCCUUCGUGCCUGCCAUAUCGACUUCUGCGCAGGAUCCUCGGGGGACGACACCAAGUGGGCCGGCCCUGCUUGUGACGCCAUACUACACGCCAACAGGCCCGGAGGACCGAACACUGGUAUUUGAGAGCCGGUUUGAAAGCGGCAACCUUCGUCGCGCCGUUCAGGCGUAUGAGUUUGAGUAUGACCUUAUUCUGAAUCCUGACUACAACACGAAGUCGCACACGCAAUGGUACUUCUUCCGGGUGGGCAAUACGCGCAAGGGGCCAGAAUACCGCUUCAACAUUCUGAAUAUGGUCAAGCCAACGUCCGUCUACAACGAGGGAAUGCGGCCACUUCGGUAUUCCUCCAUCGAUGCAGCCACCAAAGGCAUUGGCUGGGCGCGUUGUGGUGACAGGAUAGCCUACUACCAGAAUGGCCUGCGCAGGCAGAAGGGCGCCAACUAUUACACGCUGACUUUUACGGUAACCUUUGAGCACGACUGCGAUGAAGUUUACUUCUCGCAUUGCUAUCCUUAUACCUACACUGACCUUCAAUUAGAUCUGCGGGCACUGGAGAAGGACCCGAACAUGGUCCGACGUCUUCGGCGGAGGAAGCUGUGCGACACACUAGCAGGGAACGCCUGUGAUCUUAUCACGAUCACUUCUUUCUGUGGAGAUCCGGCCGCCUUGAAGGCCAGGAGGGCUGUGGUCAUCACAGCUCGCGUUCACCCUGGAGAGUCAAAUGCUUCCUGGGUCAUGAAAGGUAUCCUGGAUUACCUGACCGGGGCAUCGGUAGACGCCAGGAUCCUGCGAGACAACUUUGUCUUCAAGAUUGUUCCGAUGCUGAACCCAGAUGGCGUCAUUGUUGGGAACUAUCGGUGUUCUUUGGCUGGCCAGGACCUAAACCGCCUCUGGGACGAGCCGAGCCGCAAGAUGCACCCCACCAUCUUUUUCACAAAAAGCAUGUUCCGCCACUUGCUAGACGACAGAGAUGUCAUCUUGUACGUGGAUAUCCACGGGCACAGCCGCAAGAAAAAUGUGUUCAUGUAUGGGAACAGUGAGAGCAAUGGGCUUCGCGAAAAGAUUUUCCCUGGGCUUCUUUGCCGAAGCUCAGACUGUUUCAGUUUCGAUGACUGCUGCUUCAAAAUCCAGAAGAGCAAGGAGUCCACUGCUCGGGUUGUCGCAUACAAAGAGCUAGGCGUGGUGAAUUCCUACACAUUGGAGGCAUCCUUCUGUGGUGCAGACUUUGGCCCACUGGGUGAGCAACAUUUCACAACCCGACACCUGGAGGAGAUGGGCUACAUGGUUUGCGAUGCGAUUCUGGACUUCUGCGACCCAGACCAGGGAAAGGUAAUGCUUGUGUGCAAGGAGCUUCAAGGUCUCUUUCCAGAUGAUGGCAACUCGGACGACGUCUCUGAUUCUGAGGAUGAUGGUGCAGCUGCCCUGCGACGCAAGAAGCGGGCAGCCCGGAAGGCGGUGAAGCAAAGAGAGAAGCCACAGAAAAAGAAGAAGCCGGCCAGGAGCGAUGGGCGUGCCAAAAUGGAUUCGGAGGAUGUCAACAUGGAAGAGGACAGGCGGAGAGAGAACAAAGACAAGUCAGCACGCAACGCAAUGAACGCAAUGAGAAAGGCAUCUCGCCGAGACCCGGGCGAGGAUUCCAACGCUGCUGGCUCCAAUGCACCAGAGAUGUCAGAUGCUGAAGAUGCCAAAGGCAAGCGAAAGAAGCCAAAGAAGAAAGCUGCCAAAAGCAGAGCGGUCAUGUCUUCACGGGACAAAGAUUCCAAGGAAGCCAAAACCCCGAAAGAUCGGUCAAGAGCAGAACCUGCGCUGGAAGAUGACCCUCCAGAACUUGCAG
Molecule: messenger RNA, 2020 nt
Organism: Symbiodinium pilosum
Lineage: Eukaryota; Dinophyceae; Suessiales; Symbiodiniaceae
Source: the annotation of a GenBank genome assembly